Camponotus floridanus (Florida carpenter ant) is the source of this 1330-nucleotide messenger RNA. It is a transcript of the gene Tbp, whose product is annotated as TATA-box-binding protein. Bases 413 to 1330 code for a protein of 305 amino acids. The record is from RefSeq and is a predicted model, not a curated record. Lineage: Eukaryota; Metazoa; Arthropoda; Insecta; Hymenoptera; Formicidae. Gene Ontology annotation, molecular function: DNA binding; RNA polymerase II general transcription initiation factor activity. Gene Ontology annotation, biological process: DNA-templated transcription initiation. The transcript is spliced from 6 exons.
UUGAAAACAAAAUUGACCUUAAAAAUUGCUCGGUCGCAAAAUAAACAGAUGGGAAAUUCACCCCGUGGGCGCGUAUGUAGACCACGUUGCCCGAUUGACCACAGCCAAUUAUAUCGACCUGUGCCUAGGGUAACUAGCAACGAUUGACCAAUCGGAGAGUCCUAUUUUGAAUUGGCCAAUUGGUGACGUGGUCAAUCGGGUUGGGUGACACUCGACGCUCUGCUGUCGACCAAACUACGAUCAACUAUAAUUUUACCAGCGGCAUUAAAUGCAUUGCGACACAGUUGCUGCUGAUUAAAGUGAAAUGUCAAAUAUUUCAUAGAAACAUAACUAUAACCUUCAGGACUUCCAAAUAAGAUUCGUCGUAGAUAGGAUUAGUUGUGUGUACAGAUAUCUUUAUUAAGCAUUCAGAAUGGAUCAGAUGCUUCCUAGUCCUGGCUUUAGCAUACCCAGCAUUGGUACACCUCUGCAUCAACCGGAGGAGGAUCAACAGAUCUUGCCAAAUGCUAUACAACAGCAACAGUCGCAACAGUAUCAGCAACUGCAUCAACUGCACUCAAUGAGUCCUAAUAUGCAAAGCGGCAUGUUAAUGAUAACAACGCCGCAAAAAAAUAUGCAUACAUAUGCUCCAACUCCGACUUUUGCGACACCACAAAGUCUCAUGCAGCCGCAAACACCGCAAAAUAUGAUGUCUCCAAUAGUACCACAAAGUAAUCAAAUAGCACCGCCAUCAAUAGGUCCUGCAACUCCAGGACCAAUGACACCAAUGACACCAGCUUCUGCAGAUCCUGGAAUAUUACCACAAUUACAGAAUAUUGUGUCUACGGUCAAUUUAAAUUGCAAGCUUGAUUUGAAGAAAAUAGCACUUCAUGCUAGAAAUGCUGAGUACAAUCCUAAAAGAUUUGCGGCUGUUAUAAUGCGAAUAAGAGAACCAAGGACUACUGCGCUGAUAUUUAGUAGUGGUAAAAUGGUUUGUACUGGGGCCAAGAGCGAGGGAGAUUCGCGACUCGCUGCGAGAAAGUACGCGAGAAUUAUUCAAAAGUUAGGUUUUCCUGCAAAGUUCAUAGAUUUUAAGAUCCAGAAUAUGGUUGGCAGCUGUGAUGUUAAGUUUCCAAUUAGAUUAGAAGGUUUAGUACUCUCGCAUGGGCAGUUUUCGUCGUACGAACCAGAGUUAUUUCCAGGUCUGAUAUACAGGAUGGUCAAGCCUCGGAUCGUAUUGCUUAUAUUCGUUUCAGGGAAAGUAGUAUUAACAGGUGCAAAAAUUCGCAAGGAAAUUUAUGAAGCCUUUGAUAACAUUUAUCCAAUUCUCAAAAGUUUUAAGAAACAGUGA